Molecule: messenger RNA, 3480 nt
Organism: Actinia tenebrosa (Australian red waratah sea anemone)
Lineage: Eukaryota; Metazoa; Cnidaria; Anthozoa; Actiniaria; Actiniidae
Biological process (GO): regulation of mitochondrial membrane potential; negative regulation of insulin receptor signaling pathway; regulation of cell population proliferation
Source: RefSeq, a predicted model, not a curated record
GGGGUUCGGGAAGGGUGGCUGUGGAGGGGGAAAGAGAGUCCCAGACCAACGGAUAAUCUAGCAGCGGUGUUUUGCUGAGACAACAAGGAAAGAUCAAUGCCAAAAUAUUGAGAUUUCAGCGCGGCACAUUUUACUAUUCAUUGUCAUAUCUAGAUCUGUCAUCCUCGAUGCGUCAGUAAGUUUAGCGGUUCAUAAUCAGUGAUUGCUAGUUAUCUUAGUCCCUGAUAAACAAACGGCCAGUUAUUGUAUAAAUAUGAUAAAGAUAUGAAAGCUUUGUUUUCUGGUGAAAAUCUCAUAGAAAAGUGUCCAUUUUUGGCCUAAACUUCCGCGUACUUACGUAUCGCAAUUGGUUAAUUAUUGUAAUUAUAGCAGGUGUGACGUCAAAUGCGUGGUACUUUAUGACUAACAGGCGCAAUUGGCUCGCUGAUGGAUGAUCAUAAAAUGCCCACUGCCCGAAAUGAGACUCAACUUACAGUUCACCUGUCUCCGUCUGGCUUGCUUGGUAUUCUUAUUCCCGUGUACAAGAGAUUUGAUAACAUAGAAUUUGAUAGGAUUUUGCUGAUUGAUAUGACAUAGAAAACUCAAGAAAGGACAUUUUGACAGAAGAACGAUAGAGUUUCCGCAUUGGUUUUCGAAGCGAGAGGCAAGAGGGGCAAUGCUAUCAGAUAUCUGGUGUAUGUCACGCAACACAUAGGCCAAUCAUCCGCGCUCCCUUCCACUCAAACGACACUGUAUAUUUCCUUGCCAUAACAGAAUUGUUUUAAUCACCCAAGAUUAAUUACUUGUGAGUUUGGACUUUUUACGGUCAACCAGCUUUGAGCCAAGGCUUGAAUCAUCUGCAUGCUAGAGCAUCGGAGCGUUGUGUUUACAAAAACCCCUAAACAAAGCCAACAGUAAGGUGUCGCCUUGAGUGUAAUGGUUAAUUAAAAGCCAUGUCAUGUCAACAACAGYCUUUCAUUAGAAAUUAGAAAUUCGAUGAAGAGCUAUAUUUGGAUCUCCAGUGAUCAUAUCAUAAAACUACACUUCGAAACCAAGCUGUAUCCCUCGACGAUUUUGAGUCAUUCAAGGAACACUAUUUUUCCCCACUUCGGCCUUGUAAUAGGAUUAAAGCAAGGCUAUAUUGAAUGUUGACUAAUACGUUCGCGAGCAACAUCCUACAUAAUCAUCGGUUGAGCAAGUUCUAAGAGUUGAGCGAUUUGUUGGUACUUAUUCACUUGUGUCUUUGACCGGAGAGUACUGAGCUUUUACCAACAGAUGUGAAGGCAGUCCGGUUAUACAGUUUCUUGUGUUAUUUCCGCCUCGACGAUCGCUCGAAGUGAUGUUUAUGAAAUAUGCUCCAAGCAAGACAGCUCGAUAAUUCCCAGUUGCUGAACUGUACGCGAUGAGGCUGGGGGAAAGGUCUUGAUGACAUCAGGCGAAAAAGCAAAAGCAUUUCCAAGGAGAAUAACAAGAAGGUAUGCUAAAGCUGUUUACAUGCCGUUCAGAUACUACAGUCAUCGAAGACGACGAGAAAGAUUACACUAAGGUUGACCUCGACAAACACAGACCAACUUACAAAGUCAGAUACCUUGGAUGUGAAGAGCUGUAUAAACCGGACUUAACCCAAAUGUGCGAGACUGUGGACGAUAUUUACACAAGACAGAGAAGUCGAUUUAGAAAAUUAACCCGUUGUUCGUUAGUAAUUACCAAGGAAGCCCUUAUCUUACGAGAUCCUGACAAGACAGAGGACGAAGAGAGGGGCUUUAGUCUCAAACGAAUACUAUAUUGUGGUGUUUACGGUAGACAUCAGAAGUUGUUCUUCUACAAUUAUCAAUUUGGAGUGAAAGGAGAUUUAGUGAAUUGCCAUGCUUUGCUAUGUGAGACAAAAGAAGAGGCAAAAAGCUUGGCCAAAGUUAUUUCCAAAGCAUUUAGAAUCCAAGCUCAGAAGGCCCAUCAAGAGGACCUCGAAAACCGAAAACUACACGCGAGGGGUCUCAGCCAAAGUAGUCUAUCGGAACAGAGAAAGUAUUUUGAUUUAAAAAACUCACGCGGGACGCUAAGCGCUAGUGAAGAAUUCCAACCGAAGGGAAAAGGGGAAAAAGAUACCCGGAUUGGUAGAAGUUACGGGAUACAUGAUUGGGAAAUUACAGAUUCUUCUAGAGACGAUACGAGCAUGAGUUCGUUUAACGCUGAGAUACGAGAUAUAAUGGAGACAUCUUCCAUUACCAACUUUAACGAGAUAGAAGAGGAAUCUUCGAGUGUAGUCGAACAAGUUCAACUAGUAGACGGAGCUGCAAAUAGCGAAGACAAUUCUAGCCAAAAAGACGCGAUAAAUACUACGGAUUUUUCGUUCAAUAUCAAAGAUAUCGAACAUUGGUCGUUGGUUCAGAACUUAUAUUCCACGGAUGUGUAAACACUUUAGAGGUAAUGUUAUUGAUUUAACGCUCAAGUUUAUUUUGAUAUGAAAGCCAGUGAAAGCUAAUUGAACGGAAUGCCGAUUCCUUGGGAAGUAAACUGUGUCUAAGUAAAUUGUGCUUACUUGUGUUCUAUGGAAUAUAAUUGAAGGCAAUCAAGAAAUAUCAGGGCCGCCCCAGUAGUAUGUCACGCUAUAACUGCUAUUGUAAUCGCGUCUAGUGCACUGAUGGGAUGAUGGAGUAUUGCACGUAGCAUUGGAAUUAUCUUCACUGAAUCCUUCAUGCUAGUGUUUCAAUCUACUUAUGCACUGCCAGGAUAUUGUAAAUACUUCCAGGAUCAAGUAUUGGAGAAAUAAAACCAUUCUUUAGGAAUCAAGAAGGUGUUUCUGUCGUUUAAAGUUUAUAUAAACACUGCGCGCAGUCAUGUCGGCUCAACACAACAUUGACUUAACAAGACUUCUUGGUGCAAUCGGAAAUCUUAUUCAAAUCAAAAAAUCCUUUUAAAAUUCAACUAACUCUUAUUCGCAAAAGAUUUUCUUUCGUCUUGUAAGACGUGUGCUCAAUAUUCUGCUUGACAUUUAGGGAUUAAAUGUUGAAGGUAUUUGUGCUAUUUGGGGUCUUAAGCAUAAAAUCGUACAACGAAUAUAAAACUCUCUCCAGUUAUUGAUGCUCAAGCUUAUUAUAUGACAGACUGAAUACCCAUCUCUUGAAUGUCGCUCGUGUAGAACGACGCUUAGUGCAGAGAGCUUCCAGGAUCGCUCUGUAACAUUCAAAUGAUCUUCCUGUGUGUAGAAUAAAGAAACUAUAAAACAAAUUAGUCUAAACAGAUAAGUUUUUACGAAUAGUGAAAAUGGAUGGAUCGUAAAAGGUCAACCGGGUGAAUCUCUGGCAGAGUCAGGAUGGAUUCAGUGAAUCCUUCAUUUCAUGGCAUCUGACCACAAGAAUUUCUGAUUUCAAACCAUUAAACCAUUAACUGUCCUUAGACAUAUGCUCGCUAAAUAAUCAGAAAAAUAUUUACAAAAUGAACAAAUAUGUACACGUUUUCCUUCAUCUCGCGAGAUAAUUGAAUUAAAUAGUAGACAAGCUA